Messenger RNA from Trematosphaeria pertusa, 885 nucleotides. RefSeq lists its product as uncharacterized. The transcript is spliced from 2 exons. Lineage: Eukaryota; Fungi; Ascomycota; Dothideomycetes; Pleosporales; Trematosphaeriaceae. The record is from RefSeq and is a predicted model, not a curated record. The coding region runs from base 1 to 885 and encodes 294 amino acids.
AUGAAGACCCGAGGAGGAUCGAAUCGGCGGCGGUGGCCAGGACCUGGACCUCUCCUUAAAAAUAGUACCCAGACCGUUACAUUGGACUGGUACACGCCUACCUGGAGUGCCAAAGAGUCGUCCCACGCUUCGGAAUGUACACUUCACUUCGGAGACCAAUCCCCAUUUGAAUGGGAGCGCAAGGCAUGGUUACGCCGCGGCCUUCGAAAACAUUCUAAUCUUAGGGCCCGAUGUGCAGCAAUACUACAAUGUGGGCAUCGCUGCGGACGACCAUUUCUCCGAACCAGUACACGAGACCAACAAUGGACCUGCUGCGGCGCGCACGGCGAAUACCUUCCAAAGAGACAGCCUAUACUACUCAAACUUCCUGGCGAACUACGAAACGAGAUCUACAAGCACGCAUUUCCUCCGUUUUUAGGGCUCUUUCCUCAAGACGAGCGUUCCAGGAGCAGUAUUGGGCUUCUCGGGGGCGGACACCUUCUCCCUCUCGGGCAUUAUCCAUCAUUAGGCUGUAGGGCGUUAGAAUUUCUCCGGUUCCUUGGCAGAAAGGCCUUUGGAUACGUUAGGGAGAUUGAGAUGCGCAUCGACCUCGAAGAUUCCUGGAAUGGCAGCCGGGCGAUUUUACGAGACUUCGCCGAUACACUCCACACCGAAAGGAUGACGCAAAGGAGCCUUACAGUCAAGUUUGCAACAACAAAGAUGUUGACAUGCGAGCAAGAAGAGAUCGAAUUUUGCCGAUUCCUUCAGGCGCUAAGGGAAGUUCCACAGUUCCAAGACAUUAUAUUUGAAGUCGCCAACCCUAGUCUACGUGAGGGGAAAGUUGGGCAGCAGCUCGAACGAAGAGCAAGAGCCAUAAGAGACAGCUUGCUUCGGAGACAAACGUAA